Haliotis rubra (blacklip abalone) is the source of this 4616-nucleotide messenger RNA. Its product is annotated as McKusick-Kaufman/Bardet-Biedl syndromes putative chaperonin-like. The record is from RefSeq and is a predicted model, not a curated record. Gene Ontology annotation, molecular function: ATP binding. Gene Ontology annotation, cellular component: nucleus; cytoplasm; kinociliary basal body. Lineage: Eukaryota; Metazoa; Mollusca; Gastropoda; Lepetellida; Haliotidae. Gene Ontology annotation, biological process: cilium assembly; chaperone-mediated protein complex assembly; intracellular transport.
UUUAUCGAUAGGAUACGCAUUGGAAGGGCAAACUCCAUGCCUGAAAUUGUAUAAGAAAUGGAAAUGGUGUUCCCUGGUUAAAUAUAUUUUGUUGUCACAUAGCUUCAAUUUCGUUAGUUGUGCUUUGCAAUCAUGAAUGCCUUCACAGCCUUUUUGUGUCGUAAUCGUGUUCUCGUUGUGAUGUUGCCUGUUGUCAUUGGAGCGCAUCUGGGUUGGUAUGCAUUACAGUUCUCUGACAUGUAUGUGCCUAAAGAAAACAGGGAAGUAAAAGUCAUGGGACUUGACCUCACAAGAGCAGAAGCGGCAACCAAGAAGUAGUUGUGUCAAGAUCAUGAUUAUUGUGAACAUACAGCAGUGACAGUGUACAAAAUCAAUAGUUCUAUUCUCAGUAGGAAGAUACAGUUCUUCAGGGAAUACCACCAGACUUGUGAAUUUAAUUAUUAAAGAGAAUACAGGCAAGAUGAAUUCUGAGAAAGUGGCAUGGAAAGGGAUGCUGGCCAAUGCGUCCAUGUGGGCUCAACGCAACAAGUUUGUGUCUCUGAUUGGGUUGUCCCUCGUCAUCUACUUGGGGACAUACCCUUUCUGGGAGGUCAAGGCCUCCACCUCCUCUGAGAGGGCAUCCUGGAAACCAAAGUCUCUGGAGCCUACAAAGUGAACUGAGACAGCACUGAAGGAUGACCCAGCCUGCAAGCAGACUUGAGAGGCCCUCCGCUGGGGCUCACCUCCAAGUGGACUGCCUCGAGGACCCAGCCAUCAGGACCAGAAUUCAGGUCUUCCGGGACCUCCUGGCCUCAUGCCAGGGACCUCAUGGCAAGGCCAAGGUCGUUCAGAACUCACUCGGGGGUCAUGUCACAUGGACAAAGUCAUCCAUUCGUUUGCUGUCAGCUAUGUCAAUUUCAACACCUGUUUUGAAGCUUAUUGCCAGUGCUGUUCAAGGUCAUUUACAGAGGUUUAAAGAUGGCGGCCUUUUCACAGCCAAUUUGUGUCUUUCUUUGUUGGAUAGAUCCCUAAAGACAGAUGUACACAGGAAACUUUUGAUCGAGUGUUAUGAAAGGUUUGUAAAUAUUAUAGAUAAUUACUUGGUUUCAAGUAAGUGUGCAUGCAAGUUUGAGAUAGAUGUGUUCAAUCUUCAAAACGUGAUGACUCUGUUGAGAAGUUUGUGUCGGCCAAAACUUUCACAUAUGAGAAGUGAAGUGCAAGACAAAAUGUGCGUCUUGUUCCUCGACGUGUUCCUGUCUACAAUACCUUCAGAAAGACAGGACUUUUUUUCUGAUCGUGUGUACACAUACAAUGUUUCCCAAACAGUGACAUCCUGGAAUCCAGAUGUUUGAGGAUUGUUGAUUGAAUGUCCGGAAUUAUCAUCUGUGACUGAGAAAAUUCUUCAUGUACCUUCUGUACCCAAUCAACAAGGAUGUGUUAAGACUAAGGUAGCUCUGGUGCUAGAGUCCAUGUCGGGGGAUUCAGAAGGUCUCAUAGAUGCGAUAUAUGAGACAGAGCAUGAGGUAGAUGUUGGUGAAGCUGUGCUGGAGAGGAUGUUGUCGUUGUGCCAGCAACUCCUGCAUUGUGGUGUUGGACUGCUGCUAUGCCAGAGAGUGAUUCAUCCAAAGGUCAAGGUAUUCCUCCGACAUGCUGGACUGUUGUUUGUUGACAGGCUGGGAUCUGCAGCUGUUCCAUACAUCAGAGAUCUGACAGGUGCCGCUCCUCUGUCGGUUUUGACUGUCAGUAUGGAGGAAGGCUGGAGUGGGUUUGGCUGGCUGGAUGGUGUCACCCAUCAGAUCUGGUGUGGCAAGAGUUAUCUCCACCUGACUCAGGAGCAUGCACCAGUUGUGACUCUGGUACUGAAGAGUUCCCUUGAAGAGACUCUUGAGGAAGUGAAGGCUCUGAGCCAGACAUCAACCAACACCUUACAGCUGCUGUUGGGGGAUCCCCACGUCCUGCCUGGGGGAGGCUGCUGGCUCACCCAUGUCGCAGCUUACCUCACGGCUAAGGUUCGAGAAGACAAAUCAAAUCUUCUAAAUGAGUUUGAGUGUACCGAGUCACAGCUGAAUGCCAGCCUGGAUACCUUUACCCACUGUCUUCUGUCUGUAGCCUUGAGGCUAACCUCCGACCUCAGCACUGAGACCUCUGACACGGUGUCCACAGAUGCUGAACAUUACCAUAUCUGGAAGUGUCCCAACACGGAUGUAUGUAACAUACAUUCUAAAACUAGUUCCUGUAAUUGUGGAUUGCUGGGGUUGGCAGAGGCUGACAAGUUUAAGUAUGUUUCUGUACGUGAGGCAAGUGGACUAUGGCCGAAACAGCACAUUGACUGGAACAAGGUGGCCAAGGUCUCUGAGGAAGAUGUGUUUCCAAGAGUGGUGGAUGCUCUGGUUGUCAUGAGGAAUGCUCUCAAGAUGGCUGUAGCUACAGCAAACACUGUCCUCAGCAUCUCUCAGUACAUACAUGAUGGCGACUAGCAGUGAGGAGUCACCACGUAUAGCAUCCAUCAUGGUCUGUUGUGCUACAACACAAGAAUUGCCCUGUGUGGUCAUGUAACAAAAUGUUUCUUUAUAACACAAUUUCGUCACACCGAAGACCCAGGUUCGAAUCCCCACAUGGGUACUAUGUGUGAAGCCCAUUUCUGGUGUCCCCCGCCAUGAUGUUGCUGGAAUAUUGCUAAAAGCGGCGUAAAACCAAACUCAGUCAGUCAGUUAUAACACAAUGGAAGAAGUGCAGGGAAGACAGUUUGUUUUGAAAAUGAAUGUUAAGUGCUACUUUCUCAAGGGUUUCUCAAGCAAUUGUUAUUUUAACUGAGUCAAGUUCAUUGAAUAUGCUUUGGUUGGGUUCCUAGUCGUUCCUGCUGCUGCUGGAUCGUUUCCCCUGAACUUGUCAGGGGGUGAACCUUCCUGUAUCCAGUUGUGACCUGGGAGUCCAGAUUCACAGUGUAUCACAACAUAGUUUCCUUUACAGGGCACUCUUGUUCAGGUGUGAAGGGUGAGAUAAGGACCUCGCCCUUCUUGGUGUGUUCAGCCCCAAUAGGUGUUUAAAAAGAAUUAUUAGUAGAAUUGUCUGGAUAUUUGUCACACUUGUUCCUAUGAAUGACAAUUCACUUUUCUGUUUCUUAUAUACAGUAUAAGUUUUCAAAUUAAAACAUGAUUAAAUACAGAAACAUUGCUAACUAAAUUAAACAGCAGCAUCUGUGACCCAGCAUGACAGUUUUGCUCAUAGCUUUGUACUGAUUAUACUACAGAAGAAUAAUGUCUAAGACCAAUGACUUGCAUAUUAUUAUCUCACAAAACCACUUCCUGAAACCCACAGAAAAUAGGCUCUUUGACAUUUAGCCCUACUUAUGUUUCUUGACUGGUAUCGAGAUAAAGCUCUGUGUAGAUUGCUGCUCCAACACUGCUGUGUUACCCUGAAUUUAGACGUAAUGAGUGUAGUAAUCAAUCAAAUAAUCUGCAAUUAUCACAUGACAGCACAUGGAUGUGAUGUGAUUUAUCACUUGUGGUUUUCAGUGAAGUCUUAUCUUUCUCAAAAAAAUUAAGCAGAUAAAAUCUAGAGGUCUUGGGAAUAUAUGUAUCCAGGGAUUUACAUGGACUCCUGUAUUUGAGAGUUUCAGGGGUCUUGGACAACAAAAUGUGGGUCCCGGACACUUAGAUAUUAUUAUUAAUACUGUUAUUGUAUUGUGUAUCAUGAUCAGUAGUUGGACUUUUUCUGAGUCCCUGUGGACGUGCUUAUAAAUUUUGUUGCGUCCAUUGUCCAUUUUUAUGUGUAUAGGAGGCAGGAAUUGGCGUCCGGUAAAUCCCUGUGUAUCAUGAGGUGCCCCUACAUUCAAAGGUAAUACAGUUUUGUUGUGUGGAGUUGUCUCCCUUAGUUUACCGGGCUAAUCAUGUUUUGGAAUACCAGAUUCAUGCUGAUAAUGAUCCUUAGUUUGUCUGUUCUAUAUGCGUGCCUAUUAGAUUCACCAAUGUGAUCAUGUCCAGCACCUGUCAUUUGGUUUUCCGCCCACAUUAACCAGGUGGGCCAUGCUACAGCUGACAUUCAGUGCAGCAUCAAAACAACUGGAACUGUGUCCAUGAUAAAGUGGAUUGGCUGCCAUGAUGCCAGCCUCCAGAUGAGAGUGUGAUGAGGUUCAUGGAAACUCUCUUUCUCAAGUUCCAUUAUAAAUCAUCAAUCAAGCAGAGAUUUACAAAAAAUUCAAGGUGUUUGAUUCAUAGCAUGUUUAGUUUUCUGAAUAUUUAUUGUAUGGCUUGUGGAUUCAUAAGACUUGUAUCAGUUGAAAGCAACCAGAUCUAUAAGAUUUGUGCUUAAUAAAAGUACUAGCUUUCCCACUUUGAUACCUUUGGAACAGUUGAUUGUUAAAUGAGGGUUUUGAUAGUUAAUUAUUUGCCUAUCUAUCACAUGUACCACUGCCAGGUAUAGUGGUGGUCCUGUUGACCUAACAUAGCGAACUAUUGAAUACAGUGGUGUUAUUCUUAUUAUAAUAUAAAUAUUGCCAGUAUGGUGUGUAAAGAAUUAACAUUUGUGUUAUGUGUUAUUUAUGUCAGUUUGUAUGAAUUAUGGAAUGCAAAGAAAACUAUCUAAUCAAGAUUGAGUGAUAUAUGAUGUGAUGAUGGAAUAAAUCAGGUUGAAAUGGC